UGUCCCGCCCCAAACCGGUCUCUUAAGAGCGGAAGUACGACCCGGAAGCCAGCCAUAGAGUUUAGUGGCCAGAGCGACUCUGUAGGGAGGUGGCAGGAAAGGCUCAGAACAGCUGCCGGAGGUGACGGAGCAGCGGCCCCGCCCGGUGUGCUGGAAGACGAAGCUUCCAGGUAGCUGCCGGCCCGCAGAGUCUGACCCAGGGUACGACUGGGCAGUCGGCGUGAGCCUACGGUCCCUGGGCGGCCUCUUUAAGGGAGGGGGCGGAGCCACGCGGAAGGAUCCUGAGGCUCCAGAUAUCCUGAGCCCAGGUCCCCCCAGCUCAGUGCAGCCAUGAGUGCCGAGGUGAAGGUGACAGGGCAGAACCAGGAGCAAUUUCUGCUCCUGGCCAAGUCAGCCAAGGGGGCAGCGCUGGCCACACUCAUCCACCAGGUGCUGGAGGCUCCUGGUGUCUACGUGUUUGGGGAACUGCUGGAUAUGCCUAAUGUUAGAGAGCUGGCUGAGAGUGACUUCGCUUCCACAUUCCGGCUGCUCACAGUGUUUGCUUAUGGGACAUAUGCUGAUUACUUAGCUGAAGCCCGGAAUCUUCCCCCACUCACAGAGGCUCAGAAGAAUAAGCUUCGACACCUAUCAGUUGUCACCCUGGCUGCCAAAGUCAAGUGUAUCCCAUAUGCAGUGUUGCUGGAGGCCCUCGCCCUGCGCAAUGUGCGGCAGCUGGAAGACCUUGUCAUUGAAGCUGUGUAUGCCGACGUUCUCCGCGGCUCCCUGGACCAGCGCAAUCAGCGGCUAGAGGUUGACUACAGCAUCGGGCGGGACAUCCAGCGCCAGGACCUCAGUGCCAUUGCUCGGACCCUGCAGGAGUGGUGUGUGGGCUGUGAGGUGGUGCUGUCAGGCAUUGAGGAGCAGGUGAGCCGUGCCAACCAACACAAGGAGCAACAGCUAGGCCUGAAGCAACAGAUCGAGAGCGAGGUCGCCAACCUUAAAAAAACCAUUAAAGUUACAACAGCAGCAGCCGCCGCGGCUACCUCUCAGGACCCUGAGCAACACCUGACUGAGCUGAGGGAACCUGCUCCUGGCACCAACCAGCGCCAGCCCAGCAAGAAAGCCUCAAAGGGCAAGGGGCUCCGAGGGAGCGCCAAGAUUUGGUCCAAGUCGAACUGAAAGGACUGUCAUUUCUUCCCUGGGGAUGUGGGGUCCCAGCUUCCUGCCUGUCCCUUAGGAGUCCUCAGAGAGCCUUCCUGUGCCCCUGGCCAGCUGAUAAUCCUAGGUUCAUGACCCUUAACCUCCCUCUCCUCUCCGUGACCCCCAAGCAUAUAUCACACCUUCUCUAGGGAGGAGGCAAGUACAAGUCAUGAUUUUGUUGGUA
Molecule: messenger RNA, 1363 nt
Organism: Leopardus geoffroyi (Geoffroy's cat)
Lineage: Eukaryota; Metazoa; Chordata; Mammalia; Carnivora; Felidae
Gene: COPS7A
Product: COP9 signalosome subunit 7A
Exons: 8
Coding region: 331-1158 (275 amino acids)
Biological process (GO): COP9 signalosome assembly
Cellular component (GO): COP9 signalosome
Source: RefSeq, a predicted model, not a curated record